This is a messenger RNA of Arachis ipaensis, 965 nucleotides long. Lineage: Eukaryota; Viridiplantae; Streptophyta; Magnoliopsida; Fabales; Fabaceae. The record is from RefSeq and is a predicted model, not a curated record.
CACACUUUUUCCCCUAUUCCUAAAUGAAACCUUAGCCGCUACUUUUCUUUUUCCUUCAGCAAACCUACACAAAAUACAACACCACACAACUCCUUCAGAAAAGAAAAUGAAACAAAAAGGGAAGGAGGAGAGGGAUCCACGGAGAGAAAAGAGAAGAGGGGAAGGAGGAGCAUCGCCGCCGCACCACCACGCCUCGCCGUCGAGCUCAUCCCGCCACCGCCCAGCUGCGCCCAGCCCACCGCUAGUCACUGCUGUCGUCGCCAACAAUGGAGGAGAGAGAAAGAGGCGAACGCGAGGAGAGAGGGAAGGAGCUCGCGAAGGAGCUGUCGCCGUCGAAGCUGGGUUUGUCGUCGUCUUCGCGGGUUCUGGUCGUCAUCGUCGUCUCUGCCGUGAAGCCCGUCGCCGCCGUCCUUCUCGCCAUGAAGCCAGCGCCGCCAUCGUCAUCAUCAUGGAUUGCUGCUGCACGUGACGCCGCCGUCGCCGCCUCGGAGUCCAUCGCCGUCAAGCAGAACGACGGGCAGAGAGAGGAUCCCCAGGUGAGAGAGAGAGAAACCAGGGAGGACCGCGACCUGUCUAGCCGCCGUGCCCAGUCGCCGCUCGCGUUGCCGGCGCCGUCUCCGUCUGAACUGUCACCAGAUCCGCCGCUGCUGAAGCUUCUGGCCGCGCCUCUGCAUCGCCGGAGCUCCACGCCGCCGCCACUGCCACCAAAAACCACCACUGAGGCCUAAGUCUGUUUGGGAUCGAGUUACGGGUCUUGAUUGCUGAGUUCUAUGGCUGCUGCAUACAGCAUCAAGGUGCUGCGUCAUCAUCGGGGCUGUUGUUGCUCCGUUUUCUCGAUCAUUCGUGAGCCCAGAUUGAGCUAAGGCUGUGUUUAGAGGCUGUGGCUGCUGCUGGAACGGUCGGUAUUGAUGCUGUUGUUGUGGAAUAAGAAUAGAAAUGCAGUUUGUCGCGUAGUUGAAUCGCGA